AUGGAUCAAACCUCGGCACCUAACUGGGCUCCAGAAGACCCCCAGGAGGCCCCAGUUCGGCGCUCACGAACUGUCCGUCACUGCAGUAGCUCCUCCGAGGGGUUCCAGUCCCGCGAAGCCCCCGGUCGGUCGUUUGUUCCGAAAGGGCCUAGACGCGGCCAAAAAGACGAUGCGCAACAGUGCAACCCGCGGAAAGUGAGGUGCUUCUACUGCUGGCCUGCUGCAAACCAAAAGAUGACAGCUGCUGGUGCGGCGUGCCGGUGCCGCGAAGAAGAGGCGACUAAGGCGAUAACGCACACACAUCCCGCUCUCAGGUCGUCUCCCCGUCCUUACAGGAGACGGGAGGGAGAAGGAGGCCAGGCUCAGGUUCACUCUCACUCUCACUCUCCAAUCUCACUCACUUUCCUCAACUCUCUGUCUCCUCACUCCCCCACAUCUCCUCUCUACACUCAUCCUUCAGUCGUCCAGAACCUUUCGCGGCUCGCCGUACGGAUACCUUCACAGGUUCAGGCACACAACGAGGCGUGCGAGCGUGUGCCACUCACACGUUCAACGUCCAAUUGCAGACUGCAGCCGUUGUCCCUCCUGAUCGACCACAUCAAGGAAACCUGCCACCCCUCCUCGCCGCCGCAGUCCGUCAUCUCACAUUCUCGACCCCCAAAGGACCAGGGAGGAUUCUCCCGUUGA
Colletotrichum paranaense is the source of this 687-nucleotide messenger RNA. RefSeq lists its product as uncharacterized. Bases 1 to 687 code for a protein of 228 amino acids. The record is from RefSeq and is a predicted model, not a curated record. The transcript has a single exon. NCBI's taxonomy places the organism in Eukaryota, Fungi, Ascomycota, Sordariomycetes, Glomerellales, Glomerellaceae.